This is a messenger RNA of Erinaceus europaeus (western European hedgehog), 3916 nucleotides long. It is a transcript of the gene FAM114A1, whose product is annotated as family with sequence similarity 114 member A1. The record is from RefSeq and is a predicted model, not a curated record. The transcript has 14 exons. NCBI's taxonomy places the organism in Eukaryota, Metazoa, Chordata, Mammalia, Eulipotyphla, Erinaceidae. The coding region runs from base 148 to 1827 and encodes 559 amino acids.
CUGGAGGCUGCGGGGCGGGGCAGUCCAGCCCGCCCGCCCCUGCUGCCCCGCGGCCCGCCCUCUGGCCGCGUCCCGGCCCGCACUGCCGACGUGGCGGGGUAGGUCCCGCCGGCGCUCCGCGCACUUGGCCGCCCGAGCGAUACUAAAAUGUCUGAUGAUGCCAGUGACACCGUAGCCACUGGAGAUCCACAAGAAACUACUGAGGUGCCCAGUAGUGCUUCUUCACCUGAAGAUGCAGAAGUGCACUGCAGUUCAGCUGUUAUCUCAAGUGAACCAGUGCCACCUGACCCCGAAGAUGUGCAUGAAAAUGAAGUUGUUCUGGAUGAUAAAGCUGCUGGAACAGGGAACACAGAGCAACUCAGAGACUCCAGUGCCACAGAAUCCCCUCACAAUGGAGAAAUGACUGAGGAUGUUCUUGUUGAAUGCAUUGACUCCAUCAGCCUUGAGGCAGAAUCUGGAUCCGAAAUACCCCUGAAAGAACAGAAUAAUCUGACCAUAGAUUCCCCUCCAAGUGGUGGGGGAUGGACAGGCUGGGGCUCCUGGGGCAAAUCUCUGCUCUCGUCAGCAUCUGCCACAGUAGGUCAUGGGUUGACCGCAGUCAAGGAAAAAGCAGGAGCCACUCUGCGGAUUCAUAGUGCCAACCCUGGCUCUUCUGAAGGGACCCAAUCUGAUGCCGAAAACAGCGUCCCUCCACUGGCAGAUGCAGCCACAGAUCAGAGCCCCACAGAAAGCCCACCCAUUUCUCCCUCCUCGGGGUCCCGGGGCAUGCUGUCAGCCAUCACCAAUGCGGUUCAGAACACAGGGAAAAGCGUCCUAACAGGUGGUCUCGAUGCUUUGGAAUUCAUCGGCAAGAAAACCAUGAACGUCCUUGCAGAAAGUGACCCAGGCUUUAAGCGCACUAAGACGCUCAUGGAAAGAACCGUUUCUUUAUCUCAGAUGUUACGGGAAGCUAAGGAAAAAGAGAAGCAGAGACUGGCUCAGCAGCUCCCAGAUGAGAGGACUGUACAUUAUGGCCUGCUGUUUGAUGAGUAUCAAGGCCUGUCACACCUAGAAGCCCUGGAAAUUCUGUCCAAUGAAAGUGAAAGCAAGGUACAGUCAUUUUUAGCAUCGCUCGAUGGAGAGAAGCUGGAACUCUUAAAAAAUGACCUCAUUUCUAUCAAAGACAUCUUUGCAGCCAAAGAGUUAGAGAAUGAAGAAAAUCAAGAAGAACAAGGCUUAGAAGAAAAGGGAGAAGAAUUUGCUAGCAUGCUCACAGAGCUUCUCUUUGAAUUACAUGUUGCGGCCACACCUGACAAACUCAAUAAGGCCAUGAAAAAAGCUCAUGACUGGGUGGAAAAAGACCAGUCCAUUGUGUCAGUAGAUGCGGCAGAAGAGUCAGAGGAGAAAACCAAGAAGGAAGUAAAGGAAGAGAACCCUGAACUCGCCAAAGAAGACAAAAAGGAGGAAAGAACAGUUGAGGAAGUCUGUAAGCUGUCCAUUGAAAGUCUAGCAGAAGUAACAGCUCGAUGUAUUGAGCAACUUCAUAAAGUAGCAGAAUUAAUUCUUCAUGGACAAGAAGAAGAAAAACCAGCUCAGGACCAAGCAAAAGUCCUCAUGAAAUUAACUACUGCAAUGUGCAAUGAAGUAGCCUCCUUAUCCAAGAAGUUUACAAAUCUGUUAACCUCUGUUGGGAGCAACAAGAAAGCUGAGGUCCUUAACCCUAUGAUCAACAGUGUAUUGUUAGAGGGCUGCAAUAGCACAACCUACAUCCAGGAUGCCCUCCAGCUGCUGCUGCCCAUCCUGCAGGUUUCCCACAUUCGGAUCAGUAGUGCCAAAGCACAGCCAUAACCUAGCGAGACUCCAUCUGGUUGAAAGAACCGUGGGCCGUGCUAGUUUGCCAUGUAUCGUCUAAGGGGCUCCUUCUACAAUCUGAAGACACUAGAUGCCGUCUGAAGACACUAGAAGCAAUUUUGCACAGACAGUAUUGGAGAAGCUCUGUGAAAAGAGUAGCACUUCUCAGUGUGAUGCUGCUUUUGAACAUCAUCAUGUUUUCUUUCUGCUAAUUAAAAUUCACACUACUUUGCAUUAAGCAUCUCCUAUAAUCCAAUAGUGAUUCACAAAUAGCAAUUUCCAUGUUCAUGUUCAGUGUUCUUGUUCAGACAUACUAUAUUGGGAAAAUUCUUGUGCAGACACUAGAGUUUUUUUGUUUGUUUUUUCCCAAUUUUCACCCUUUAAUUUUCUAAAUCUUAAAGUGUUACUUUAAAUCAGUUCUUAUAGUGGGCCUUGUAUUGUUCCAUAGAUGUCAAAGACAAAGAUAACCCUACCUAUAGAUUGUACUUUUAUGGUUAAAGAGGAACAUAAGCUUCUCUUUGUGGUCAUCCAUUCUCAAAAUAAGCCCUUACUGGGCACCUAUUAUGUGCUCACAAUAGAGAAACAUGGUCCCCCCCCCCCAAGAGAGACUGAUAUUUAGAAAGAGUUUAUUCUAUUUCUUAAUAUCUUUAAGAAUAUUAGUAAAUUUCUUAUAUCUUAAGCAAAAUGUGAACAGUAAGGUAGACUGGUGACUUUUAAAAGUGUUCUACCUUUCAAUUUGUUGUCUUUUUCCACACUUCUUAAACUUUACAUCCCAAACUUUAUAUAUGCAGCAAAAAUGUAUAUGAAAAGAGGCCUUAAUAUGUAGUUAGUUUAAAAUUAACUUCCUAUGGCCCUAGUUUCAUGGUAGCAUAAUGACAAAGCGUAAAAGUAUUUAAAUAGAAAUAUAAAGGGAUUUUACCACAGCAGGUCCCUAGGACUGCUUUUAAAAUCUACAGCUGGGGAGGUAGCAUAAUGGUUUUGCAAAUAGGUUCAUACCUGAGACUCUAUAAUAAAGUCCCAGCUUCAGUCCCGGCACCACCAUAGGCCAGAACUGAACAUUGUUCUGGGAGGGAAAAAAAGAAAAGAAAAGAAAAGAAAAGAAAAGAAAAGAAAGAAACUACUACAACUGAGUUAAGCUGUGCCAUAAAUACACAGAUCACAUUUGCUGGUGUUAAGUGCUGUCAUUUCUUCUAGAGGAGAGAAAACACUGGUGAUGGGUUGACUAGCUGGGACACUGAUCCUUGCAAGACUGUGCAGAGGACCAUGCAGCCAUGAGAGGUAUAGUCGGGGCAUUUCAGAGCUCCAUAUAUUCAUUCCAGAUGAGGAUUCUGUUUAAUGCUCCUCUUUUCUUUCUUUCUUUUUUUUUUUUUUUUUGCCUCCAGGAUUAUUGCUGGGGCUCAGUGCCUGCACCAUUGAAUCCACUGCUCCUGGAAGCCACUUUUGCCCCUUUUGUUGCCCUUGUUGUUGUAGUAGCCUUGUUGUGGUUAGUGUUGUUGUUGUUGCUGUCAUUUGUUGUUGGGAUAGGACAGAGAGAAAUGGAGAGAGGAGGGGAUGACAGAGAUGGGGAGAGAAAGAUAGACACCUGCAGAACUGCUUCACUGCCUGUGAAGCGACUCCCCUGCAGGUGGGGAGUCAGGGGCUCGAACUGUGAUCCCUAUGCAGGUCCUUGCGCUUUGCGCCACAUGCGCUUAACCCACUGCGCUACCACCCGACUCCCCAAUGCUCCUCUUUCUGUGCCACAUCAGCAUCCCUGCAGGCACUGUCACAGACUUGCCCAAUGUCUUGUCUCUCUCUCUCUCUCCCUCUCUCUCUCUCUCGCAAAUGAAGCCUGUAGUUUUUCAAGGGUGGAAAUCUCUUUCCAAUUUGCUUUUCCUCCCCUGAUAGAGUAGACUGCCUUUGUUCGUGCAGGUGACUGAGAGAGAUUUUUAAUGUCAUUCCACUUAUUAGCAUUUCACUCACCUGUGUCCUACAUUUCAUUGGUGUGCCUCCUAAAACAGCUAAAUGGAAAGCAUAAGCCCAAUUUAUUUACAGUCUGGAAAAAAGGAUUUUCUCUGAGGAGUCAAUUAAAGAUGCUCUUUCCUACUUG